UGGAAACUUCUCAUCUUUUGCCAGACUGCCGGAGAGGGAGCCAGUGGAAGAAGUAGCGGACUUAGUAUCUGCCCGAUAGCCUUUCCUCAAGAGGAGAGACGCUGCCGAAUCUGCAGGCUCUUUGCUCCUCAAGUGACCAGCUCCGAGAUACUGAGGGUGGGAGAGGCGGAAAGAAAAUCCACCCCUGGGGCUUAGCUUCUUAGAGUCGUCCGCAAAUAUAAUCUGAGCUGAAGGGGCAGCGACUAGGUUCACAGGGUUUUUAAAUCCAUCUCGAGUCCUGAGGACUGGCGUGAUUCCCCUAGUUUUGGCUAGGAAACCUCACAGUCUUGAGUAAAACCAGGGACUUAGAGCCUCCUUCAAUCCGGGAAGGCGAGUCUUUUCUCCUCUUAAGCAUUCAGAAAGUUACUCAUUUGUGGACUUUUUUUUUUUACCAUUUCUUUUAGAUUAAAAGAAAACGGAAAUUUUAACGUUGGUAUCGUCUCUGCCAGAGGGAAGGAGGGGCCUUUUCAAGUGGAAAGAGACAUUUAGCCCAAGUGGAAAGUACAGUCCAUUGACAAUUCAGCCCAAGAACGGGUUAACUGCCUCCUACUGGUUCAGUUUACAUGUAAAUAGAGAGCAGCUGCUCCUCUCCAGCUCCGGCAGGCUCUUUUAAGGUUUUGAUUGGCUGCCAAUGACAUCACCGCCCGUGUUACAACAUAGAGGACCCGAAGCAGCGUCGGAUGAACCCUCCUUAAAGAGACAGGGCCACGCCCCCGACCCCGCCCCCUCUCGACACCCAUUGGCUGCUGGCUGCUGUGAGGUGGCAUUUGGGUUUCACCUAGAGCCUAUUGGCCCAGACCGUUAUCCGUCUGAGCUUGGCCCGCCUCCUACGAACCUUACAUUUACAGUGUAGCAAAAGAGAAAGUAACUAUGUUGCAGCUGGAGAUCAAUGAAGCUAAGUGAAUGGGGGUUUAAUGUACGAAUCGAUAGCUACAGUGAAGCGCCAAAUGGUGGAGGGAUACACUUAUUUAUGAAACUAUCUUGAGUUCUUCUUGAAUUGCCAGUUUUCAGCCUCCUCAUGCCUCCAUCUCCUUUAGACGACAGGGUAGUAGUGGCACUAUCUAGGCCAGUCCGACCUCAGGAUCUCAACCUUUGUUUAGACUCUAGCUACCUUGAAUCUGCCUCUUCUAUCAGUGAUAACCACGUAGCCGUGAUUGCCACCACCGUUGUGUCUCUAAAGGCUGCGAAUCUGACGUAUAUGCCCUCAUCCACCUGCUCUGCCCGCUCCCUGAAUUGUGGAUGCAGCAGUGCCAGCUGCUGCACUGUGGCAACUUACGACAAGGACAAUCAGGCCCAGACCCAAGCCAUUGCUGCCGGCACUUCCACCAACAUAGGAACCUCUACUGUCUGUCCUGCCAACCAGAUGGUCAACAACAAUGAAAAUCUUGGCUCUUUAAGUCCAUCAGGUGGGGUGAGCAGCCCCAUGUUGGGGACCCCCAAGCCACUAGCCAGCAUCAAAAUAAUCUACCCCAAUGACUUGGCAAAGAAGAUGACCAAAUGUAGUAAAACUCACCAACAGAGCCAGGGUCCUGUCAUCAUUGACUGCAGACCAUUCAUGGAAUACAAUAAGAGCCACAUCCAGGGGGCUGUCCAUAUUAACUGUUCUGAUAAAAUCAGCAGGAGAAGAUUGCAGCAAGGCAAGAUCACAGUCUUGGACUUGAUCUCCUGCAGGGAAGGCAAGGACUCUUUCAAGAGGAUCUUUUCCAAAGAAAUCAUAGUUUAUGAUGAGAACACCAAUGAACCCAGCCGGGUGAUGCCUUCACAACCACUUCACAUAGUCCUAGAGUCACUGAAGAGAGAAGGCAAAGAGCCUCUGGUUUUGAAAGGUGGACUCAGUAGUUUUAAGCAGAACCAUGAAAACCUCUGUGAUAGCUCCCUCCAGCUGCAGGAGUGCCCAGAGGGUGGUGGGGGAGCAUCUGCAGCCUCCAGCGUGCUACCUCAACCCCUCCCCCCCAUGACCCCUGACAUUGAGAACGCGGAGCUGACCCCCAUCCUGCCCUGUUUGUUCCUCGGCAAUGAGCAUGAUGCUCAGGACCUGGACACCAUGCAGCGACUAAACAUCGGCUAUAUCAUCAAUGUCACCACCCACCUCCCCCUCUACCACUAUGAGAAGGGCCUGUUUAACUACAAACGACUGCCUGCCACAGACAGCAACAAACAGAACCUGAGGCAAUACUUUGAAGAGGCUUUUGAGUUCAUUGAGGAAGCUCACCAGUGUGGGAAAGGACUUCUCAUCCAUUGCCAGGCAGGAGUGUCCCGCUCGGCCACCAUUGUCAUUGCCUACUUGAUGAAGCACACCCGGAUGACCAUGACUGAUGCUUAUAAAUUUGUCAAAGGCAAACGACCAAUUAUUUCUCCCAACCUUAACUUUAUGGGGCAAUUGCUGGAGUUUGAGGAAGACCUCAAUAAUGGAGUGACACCAAGAAUCCUUACGCCAAAGCUCAUUGGAGUGGAGACAGUUGUGUGACCACUGUGUGAUGUUAUUCAUUUGAUUUGGAGGAGGGAGGGUUGAGGUUGUUUAUUAUUAUUAUAAUUGUUAUUAUUAUUAUUAAUAUUCUUUUUUGAGAUUGGGGGUAAAGUUUGUUAGUUAAACAAACAUUUAAAUGCUUUUUAUUUUUAGCAAGUGUGAGAACAAUUUCACGUCAGUUGACAUUGAAAUUCGUGUCCCACAAACUCAUCAAAAACAGGGAAACUAAAGAGGUCACGUAAAAAACCAAUGGUAGAAACAAAACAGCACUUGGUAUUGUUGUUCCAUCUGACUCCCUACCCCCAUUCUGUCUCCCCUUUUCAGCUACGUGUAGACUUUAUGGCUAAGUAGUCUGUGCAGGUUCAUAGACCCAAUAAAUUACUUAAAAAUUUUUAAAAAAAUUAAAUAGUCAAAAUUAAGCAUUAAAUACACCGAAACAAAAAGGCCUUGAUUCUGCCAAGGCUGUUGAUACAGAAAACACAAACCAAAUCUAGCUGUGGUCAUUGGUGAAAAGGAGGUAUCAAGACAGCUUUAAUUGCCUAAAGAACCCUUCACUCACUCUUUUAAAGAGAUAAAAGGUACUGUUGAUUAUGUUUGCUUCAUAUGCUGAGAUUGGGGUUUUUUUUUUGUUUGUUUUUGUUUUUUUUUUGGUUUUUGGUUUUGGUUUUUCCCCUCUUGGGUUUAAAAGGUUUCUAAAAAACAAGGAACUUGACCAUCAUGCCAUAUGCCUUCACUGGCUUCUUGUGCAAUAAUAAAAUGUUUUGAGUGUGCAAACCAGUUAGAGCUGGCUCUUUAAUAAUAGAAAGGUAGGACAAACAUGGCCAGCUUGGAUUUAGGAAGGAGUAAAACAAAAGCAAUGACCUUUUAUUCCCCCCUUUCCUUUGUUCUUUUGAUUUGACUCUGGUUACAGUGCCAUAAACCUUGUUACAUAUGUAUAUCAGAAUGUACAAAAAAAAGACAAAAAUUUAUUUAAAAAUAUUUUUCGCACAAAAUAUUGGUGUGUUUCUGU
Molecule: messenger RNA, 3515 nt
Organism: Vombatus ursinus (common wombat)
Lineage: Eukaryota; Metazoa; Chordata; Mammalia; Diprotodontia; Vombatidae
Product: dual specificity protein phosphatase 10
Exons: 4
Coding region: 1058-2506 (482 amino acids)
Biological process (GO): protein dephosphorylation; negative regulation of JUN kinase activity
Cellular component (GO): cytoplasm; cytosol
Molecular function (GO): MAP kinase tyrosine/serine/threonine phosphatase activity; protein tyrosine/threonine phosphatase activity
Source: RefSeq, a predicted model, not a curated record